Scheffersomyces amazonensis is the source of this 1966-nucleotide messenger RNA. It is a transcript of the gene DED81, whose product is annotated as asparagine--tRNA ligase. Bases 164 to 1822 code for a protein of 552 amino acids. The transcript has a single exon. Gene Ontology annotation, biological process: asparaginyl-tRNA aminoacylation. Gene Ontology annotation, cellular component: cytoplasm. NCBI's taxonomy places the organism in Eukaryota, Fungi, Ascomycota, Pichiomycetes, Serinales, Debaryomycetaceae. The record is from RefSeq and is a predicted model, not a curated record. Gene Ontology annotation, molecular function: nucleic acid binding; ATP binding; asparagine-tRNA ligase activity.
AUUUGAGUCAGAAAAAAAAUUGAAAUGUAUGGUCGGCUUUGACUCAUGACACGAAUAAAUUAAUUUAUAUAUAGGGAACGGCCCUUAACAGUAAAUUCAUUAACCCAGUUACACUUUUUUACAAAACUAUAUAGUAUAUAAUAUAUAUAAAUACUUAGUUAUAAUGUCACUGGUAUAUGUCAAUGAACAAACUGGUGUAGAUGGACCUGAAGUUUCAGGUACUGAACAACAACCAUUUCAAUCAGCUGCUUAUGCAGUUUUCAUUCAACCUGAAUCAAAAGUAUUAAUUUAUAAGCAAUUAGAAGAUUCUGAAGAAUUUGGUUAUAGCGAAAUUUCUGCCUCAGCUUUGAAAAAAGCUAAAAAGGGUGCUGAUGGACUUAAGAAAAAAGCUGAAAAGCAAGCUAAACUAGAAGAAGAUCAAAAGAAGAAAGAAGCAGAAAAUGCUGCAAAAUUAGCUGAAUUAGAUUUAAUAAAAAUUGAAGAAGAUACUUCAUUACCUUUAGCUAAAAAGAUUAAAUUAAGAACAAUUCAAGAAAAUUUAGAUACAAGAGUUGUAGUUCAAGGUUGGAUUCAUCGUUUAAGAUUACAAAAGGGUGUUGCUUUUAUUACUUUAAGAGAUGGUACAGGAUUUAUUCAAGCUGUUUUAAGUGGUGAUUUAGCUAAGGCAAGACAAACUCAAGAAUUAACUUUAGAAUCAACUGUAAUUAUAAAAGGUGUAAUUAAUAAAUUACCUGAAGGUAAAUCUGCUCCUGGUGGAGUUGAAUUAAAAGCUGAUUAUUAUCAAGUUGUUGGUUUAGCACCAGCUGGUGAAGAAUCUUUUACUAACAAAGUUCAAGAAAAUGCUGAUCCAUCAUUAUUAUUAGAUCAACGUCAUUUAGCUUUAAGAGGUGAAACUUUAUCUGCAGUAAUGAAAGUUCGUGCUUCUUUAUUAAAAGCCAUUAGAAGAUUCUUUUAUGAAGAAGGACUUUUAGAAGUAACACCUCCAUGUAUGGUUCAAACUCAAGUUGAAGGUGGUUCUACUUUAUUUAAAAUGGAUUAUUAUGGUGAAGAAGCAUACUUAACUCAAUCUUCUCAAUUAUAUUUGGAAACUUGUUUACCAGCAUUAGGUGAUGUUUUCUGUGUUCAAGAAUCUUUCAGAGCUGAAAAAUCUCAUACUAGAAGACAUUUAUCUGAAUACACACAUAUUGAAAGUGAAUUAGCAUUUAUAGAAUUCGAUGAUCUUUUAUCCCAUCUUGAACGUCUUAUCACAAAAACUGUUCAAUAUGUUCUUGAAGAUCCAAUUGCUGGUCCAUUAAUUAAACAAUUAAACCCUGAUUUCCAACCACCUCAAAUGCCAUUCAAGAGAAUGGAAUAUAUUCACGCUUUAGAUUGGUUAAACGAACAUGGUAUUCCAAAUGAAGAUGGUGAAAAAUUCAAAUUCGGUGAUGAUAUUGCUGAAGCUGCUGAACGUAAAAUGACUGAUACAAUUGGUGUUCCAAUUUUAUUAAUACGUUUCCCAGUCGAAAUUAAAUCAUUCUAUAUGCAAAAAUGUUCUGAUGAUCCAAGAGUUACUGAAUCUGUUGAUGUAUUAAUGCCAAAUGUUGGUGAAAUUACUGGUGGUUCUAUGAGAACUUGGGAUUAUGAAGAAUUACUUGCUGGUAUUAAGAGAGAAAAAUUAGAUUUAGAAUCAUACUAUUGGUUUACUGAUCAAAGAAAGUAUGGUACUUGUCCUCAUGGUGGUUAUGGUCUUGGUACUGAAAGAAUUUUAGCUUGGUUAUGUGAUAGAUUCACUGUUAGAGACUGUUCAUUGUACCCAAGAUUCACCGGUAGAUGUAAGCCAUGAACUAUUUUUUAAGUAUCUUUAUGUAUUUAUUUUGAAUAGAUUAAUAGUUAAUGGUUCAUCAAUAGAUAUACUCUUGUACAAAUAAAUAAUUUAUGACUCAAAAUCAAUUUUUAAUUUUACAUGUCGUGUCCCAAUUAGGCAAUC